Aspergillus fijiensis CBS 313.89 is the source of this 756-nucleotide messenger RNA. Its product is annotated as glutathione S-transferase family protein. The record is from RefSeq and is a predicted model, not a curated record. The coding region runs from base 1 to 756 and encodes 251 amino acids. The transcript is spliced from 3 exons. NCBI's taxonomy places the organism in Eukaryota, Fungi, Ascomycota, Eurotiomycetes, Eurotiales, Aspergillaceae.
AUGAGCUCCCCCGAUAUCACUUUGUAUACCGCUCAGACUCCCAAUGGAAUUAAGAUCUCCAUUGCAUUGGAGGAGCUUGGCCUGCCCUACAAGGUCGAAAAGAUCGAUAUCUCCAAGAACACCCAGAAGGAGCCAUGGUUCCUCGAAAUCAACCCCAACGGCCGCAUCCCUGCCCUGACGGACACCUUCACCGACGGCCAGAAGAUCUCCCUCUUCGAGUCCGGCGGCAUUCUGCUGUAUCUGGCCGAGCGGUACGACAAGGACUACAAGAUCAGCUACCCGCGGGGCACGCGCGAGUGGUACGAGAUGACCAACUGGCUGUUCUUCCAGAACGCCGGCGUCGGCCCCAUGCAGGGCCAGGCCAACCACUUCGUGCGCUACGCCUCCGAGCACGUCCCCUACGGCAUCAACCGCUACGUCAACGAGACCCGUCGCCUGUACGGCGUGCUGGACAAGCGGCUCAGCGAGAGCCCGUCCGGGUUCCUGGUCGGGGAUCACAUCUCGUUGGCGGAUAUCUCGCACUGGGGGUGGGUGACGUGCGCGGGCUGGUCGGGCGUCGAUAUCGACGAGUUCCCUCAUCUGAAGGCUUGGGAGGAGCGGCUGUUGAAGCGCGAGGGGGUCGAGAAGGGUCGCCAUGUGCCUUCGCCGCAUACGAUCAAGGAGAUGAUUAAGGAUAAGGAGGCGGCUGAGAAGAGCAUGCGCGAGACGAGGGAGUGGGUGUUGAAGGGGAUGCAGGAUGAUGCGGCUAAGAAAUAG